CCAGGCCAUUAUACCAUUUUCUACUGGCUAGCUAGCCAAGCUACGUAGCGCGACUCGCUUCCUUCUUCUCACGGGCCUGGGGACAAGAAGAGCAAAAAGAGAGCAGAGGCAAGGUGACAAGAAGGAGAACGCAAUGGGACAAGAGCUGCAUCGUUCGCGCGGCAUGUGAGUGCACCGAUAAAACCCUUUUGUUGUUUACUCUUCUCGUGGUCUGUCCGUCGUCGUUCCGUCCGCCCGUCCGCCUUCAAGCAGCGCUUGGUCUUUGUAGCCAGCCAGGCAUAAGAAUUCGCCGAGACUUACUUAAACGCUGUCUUUUUCCACAUUCCUGUGGUCACUCACAUCACAUCACAGGGAGGCCGGGCGAUAAAAGCUUGCGCCGCUCCCAGCUCUCUCCGGUGCGUGCCUGGCAUUUUUGGGCAGUAGUAGCAACUGAAGCAGCGGACACUGACACUGACACACAGAGAGAGCGAGCUCAGUAUUCUUAUCUUCGGAAUGGCGCGGCGGGGGUUGCCGUUGCCGGCGCCGUUGGUGAUGCCGGCGCUGUCGUUGGCGCUGGCGCUGGCAAUGGCGGUGGCCAAGGAGUGCACGAACGUGCCGACGCAGCUGUCGUCGCACACGGUGCGGGCGCGGCUGCAGGGGGACCCCUCGGCGGAGGAAUGGCGGCUCCGGGCGCUCUUCCACGACCACGCCCACGUCAGCCCCACCGACGAGGCCACGUGGAUGGACCUCCGUGCCCCCCUCGCCUCUUCCGCUGCCACGGAGGAGUCCGGCUGGGCGAUGCUGUACCGGGCGCUCAAGGGCUCGGCGUCCGGAGGAUCGGCAUCAGCGGCGGCGGGGUUCUUGGAGGAGGUGCCGCUGCAGGACGUAAGGCUGGACAUGGAGGAGGACGCGGUGUACGGGCGCGCGCAGCAGACGAACCUCGAGUACCUGCUGCUGCUGGACGUGGACCGGCUGCUCUGGAGCUUCCGGACGCAGGCGGGGCUGCCGGCCCCCGGCAAGCCCUACGGCGGCUGGGAGGGCGCCGACGUCGAGCUCCGCGGCCACUUCGUCGGGCACUACCUGAGCGCGGCGGCCAAGACGUGGGCGAGCACGCACAACGGCACGCUGGCCGCCAAGAUGUCCGCCGUGGUGGACGCGCUCCACGAGUGCCAGCAGGCGGCCGCGGCCAACGGCGGCAACGGCUACCUCUCGGCGUUCCCCGCCGAGUUCUUCGACCGCUUCGAGGCCAUCCAGCCCGUGUGGGCGCCCUACUACACCGUCCACAAGAUCAUGCAGGGCCUCCUGGACCAGCACACGGUGGCCGGCAACGGCAAGGCCCUGGCCAUGGCGGUCGCCAUGGCCGGCUACUUCGGCGGCCGCGUCAGGAGCGUCAUACAGCGGCACGGCAUCGAGCGGCACUGGACGUCCCUCAACGAGGAGACCGGGGGCAUGAACGACGUGCUCUACCAGCUCUACACCAUCACGAAUGAUCAGAGGCAUUUGGUGCUCGCUCAUCUUUUCGAUAAGCCGUGCUUCCUGGGAUUGCUAGCGGUUCAGGCCGACAGUCUUACUGGAUUUCACGCCAAUACACAUAUCCCGGUUGUUGUCGGCGGGCAAAUGAGAUACGAGGUUACCGGUGAUCCUCUCUACAAGGAAAUUUCAACAUUCUUCAUGGACAUAGUUAAUACUUCUCACAGCUAUGCAACUGGUGGCACAUCCGUCAGUGAAUUCUGGUCCGAUCCAAAGCGCUUGGCAUCGACUCUGACCACUGAGAAUGAGGAGUCUUGCACUACCUACAACAUGCUUAAGGUUUCUCGCCACCUGUUCAGAUGGACCAAGGAGAUUGCGUACGCCGACUACUACGAGCGUGCGCUGAUAAACGGUGUCCUGAGCAUCCAGAGAGGGAGGGACCCUGGUGUCAUGAUCUACAUGCUGCCUCAGGGCCCUGGCAGAUCAAAGGCAGUCAGCUACCAUGGCUGGGGAACACAGUAUGAUUCAUUUUGGUGCUGUUAUGGGACUGGGAUAGAAUCAUUUUCCAAGCUUGGGGACACAAUCUACUUUGAAGAGAAAGGAAGCAAGCCAACGCUAUACGUCGUCCAGUACAUACCAAGCAUUUUCAACUGGAAAUCUGCAGGCCUUACUGUUACUCAGCGACUGAAGCCGCUCAGCUCAUCUGAUCAAUAUCUUCAGGUCUCACUCUCAAUAUCUGCAAAGACAAACGGUCAAUAUGCGACGGUGAAUGUGAGAAUACCAUCGUGGGCAUCCGCGAAUGGUGCAAAAGCAACUUUGAAUGACAAAUAUUUGCAGUUAGGAUCUCCAGGGACCUUCCUCACGGUCACCAAGCAGUGGAAUAGUGGUGAUCACCUGACACUCCAGUUACCUAUAAACCUAAGAACAGAAGCAAUAAAAGAUGAUCGAGCAGAGUUUGCAUCUCUACAAGCAGUCCUCUUCGGGCCAUUCCUGCUCGCCGGUCUCAGCACCGGAGACUGGGACGCGAAGACCGGCGCCGCCGCAGCGGCCAUCUCAGACUGGAUCAGCCCCGUCCCUUCUUCCUACAGCUCCCAGCUGGUGACGCUCACGCAAGAAUCCGGCGGCAGCACCUUCGUCCUCUCCACCGUGAACGGCACCUCCCUGGCGAUGCAGCCCCGGCCCGAAGGCGGCGGCACCGAAGCCGCCGUCCACGGCACCUUCCGCCUCGUCCCCCAGGGAUUCUCUCCGCCGCCGACGACCAACCGGCGCCACGGUGCCCCGACGAAUCUCGCAUCCGCCAUGAUCGAGCCGUUCGAUCUGCCGGGAAUGGCGAUCACAGAUGCCCUGACGGUGGUGCGGUCGGAGGAGAAGAGCUCGGGCUCCCUGUUGUUCAACGUCGUCCCGGGGCUCGACGGGAAGCCGGGCUCGGUGUCCCUCGAGCUCGGGACCAGGCCGGGGUGCUUCGUGGUGACCGCCGGCGCGAAGGUCCAGGUCGGCUGCGGCGCGGGGUUCUCGCAGGCGGCGGCGAGCUUCGCGCGUGCGGAGCCGCUGCGGCGGUACCACCCGAUCAGCUUCGUGGCCCGGGGGGCCAGGAGGGGAUUCCUCCUGGAGCCGUUGUUCACCUUGAGGGAUGAGUUCUACACCGUCUACUUCAACCUUGGAGCCUGACAAGCGACCGAAUCCGUGUCUUUUCUUCCGGGAGAUGAAAUUCAGUCUUCUCUCCAAAAUAAUCUUUGGAGGUGAAAGAUGAUUAAUCUGGGUUAAUUCUUCCAUUCUUUUGUCUGAACAGUAAGGAUCUUCAGAUCCUGUGAAUAAAGUUUUGGCAGAUGAGAAAAAGAUUGAUUUUGGCA
Messenger RNA from Brachypodium distachyon (stiff brome), 3299 nucleotides. RefSeq lists its product as uncharacterized. The coding region runs from base 493 to 3117 and encodes 874 amino acids. The transcript is spliced from 11 exons. Lineage: Eukaryota; Viridiplantae; Streptophyta; Magnoliopsida; Poales; Poaceae. The record is from RefSeq and is a predicted model, not a curated record. Gene Ontology annotation, biological process: carbohydrate metabolic process.